AGAAAUUAAUUUUUCGUUAUCAUAGUCUGCAGUCGUUUGAAUAAAAGUUGAUAUUUUUAGAUGCAGCCACCUCCCCCUCCCUUCCUACGCGUGCGUCCUACCCGCACGUCUCUCUCGGGACUCGAGCAGAGAGCCUACCCCAGGUACACUCGUAUUUGACGUCAGAGACCUUCGUAAUUUGACGUGUAAACAUUUCUCAGCCCUCUGCACGGAUUACGGAUGUUUCAAUGAGGCAAUAACAAGUCAGUUCACGGACCAUUUUCAGAGAGUCGCGAACAAGGGGAACGCAAAAAAACGGAUUCAUUCAUUUGAAGUUCAGCAUUUUUGGUUCAUUUUCUGUUGUCUGUGCUGCUUUUCUUGAGCAUCUAUCCAAGAACACAAUUUCUUAGCUCCUAUUCUUCUGACAUGGAAGUGAGAUGUCGCCCAAUGUUGACGAGCUGUGCUCUUGCGGUUCUCUGCUUCAUCGUUCAUUCCGUGGAUGCUUCUUUCGGGGACAGACAGUACCUCAACGAAUGGGCAGUCGAGAUUCCAGGAGGAACCGACGCUGCCAGGUUAAUCGCCAGAGAAUUGGACUACGAUUUGGUCCGACAGAUUGGGACCCUAGAAAACCAUUAUUUAUUCAAACACCCAAAUCAUCCUAGCAGGAUGAAAAGAAGUGCACCUCAUAUCACCAAACGGUUGUCUGAGGACGACAGGGUGUCAUGGGCAGAGCAACAGUACGAGAAGCGUCGCAGUAAGCGAGCGUCGCUCAGGAGCUGCAAGGACUGCCCUGCAGACAAGCUCUUUGAUGAUCCAAUGUGGAACCAGCAGUGGUAUCUGCAAGACACCAGGACCUCGUCCUCCCUCCCCAAACUGGACCUGCACGUGAUUCCCGUGUGGAAGAAAGGCAUCACGGGAAAAGGUGUGGUCAUCACCGUUCUGGACGACGGCCUGGAGUGGAACCACACCGACAUCUACCCCAACUACGAUGCAGCAGCCAGCUAUGAUUUCAAUGACAAUGACCCCGACCCAUUCCCCAGAUAUGACUCCACUAAUGAGAACAAGCAUGGGACCAGGUGUGCUGGUGAGAUUGCCAUGCAAGCAGACAACAACAAAUGUGGGGUUGGAGUAGCUUACAAUUCCAAGGUUGGAGGGAUCCGCAUGCUGGAUGGUAUUGUGACGGAUGCCAUCGAGGCCAGUUCAAUUGGUUUCAACCCGAACCAUGUGGACAUCUACAGCGCCAGCUGGGGGCCCAACGAUGACGGCAAGACAGUGGAGGGGCCCGGUCGUCUAGCCCAGAAAGCCUUUGAGUAUGGCAUUCAGAAGGGGCGUGGAGGGAAGGGCUCGAUAUUUGUGUGGGCGUCAGGAAAUGGAGGCCGUCAAGGGGACAACUGCGACUGUGAUGGCUACACAGAUAGCAUCUAUACAAUCUCCAUUAGCAGUGCCUCACAGCAGGGCCUGUCACCCUGGUAUGCCGAGAAGUGUUCCUCCACACUGGCCACAGCCUACAGCAGUGGGGACUACACCGACCAGAGAAUAACAAGUUCAGAUUUGCAUAAUGAAUGUACCGAGACACACACCGGAACAUCCGCUUCCGCCCCACUGGCUGCUGGGAUAUUUGCCCUGGCACUUGAGCAGAACCCAGAGCUUACCUGGAGAGACCUGCAGCAUUUAGUGGUGUGGACAUCUGAGUUUGACCCGCUUGCCAAUAACCCGGGCUGGAAAAGGAAUGGGGCAGGCCUCAUGGUGAACAGUCGCUUUGGAUUUGGCCUGCUCAAUGCCAAAACUCUUGUGGACCUGGCAGACCCAGCCACCUGGAAACACGUCCCUGAAAAAAAGCAAUGUAUCGUCAGAGAUGAAGCUUUCCAGCCUAGGGCAUUGAAAGCAGCAGGGGAAAUCACCAUAGAAAUUCCCACCAAGGCGUGUGUAGGGCAGGAGAAUGCUGUUCUGUCACUGGAGCAUGUGCAAGUGGAGGCCAGUAUUGAGUACACCCGAAGAGGAGACUUGCAUAUCACGCUUAUGUCCCCGUCAGGCACUAGCACGGUACUUCUGGCUGAGAGAGAGAGGGACAUUUCCUCCAACGGUUUCAGGAACUGGGACUUCAUGUCCGUCCACACCUGGGGUGAGGAUCCCACUGGAACUUGGACUCUCAAGAUCACAGACACGUCAGGGCGGAUGGAAAACGAGGGUCAGAUCUUGAGCUGGAAGCUGAUUCUCCACGGGACCUCAGAGAAACCGGAGCACAUGAAGGAACCCAGGGUGUACGUUCCCUACAACGCCGUGCAGAACGACCGGCGUGGAGUGGAACACAUGGAUGACAUGAUGGAGGAGCUUCCCAAAGCAAAGACCCCACCCCAGAAGACCCCGCCCAGUCCUGCCAAGGUCUCACUUCCCACAAACCCAGGGAAAGAGCCGCCCUCCACCUCUCCCCUGUCCCCCUCCCUCGCUCUGCUGCGUCUUCUCCAAACGGCCUUCAACCGGCAGACCCCGGCCUCCCUGCCCACAUCCCCAGCAAAACCCCUGUCCUCCUGGGGGAGCCACUACCAGCGUCUUCCCCCACAGAAGCUGUACCAGGCCCUGGAUAGGAUCAACCAGUACCGGGGGAAAGAGGACAGCCUGUACAGCGACUACAGUGAUGGCUUCUACAGCACCAAGCCCUACAGGCACAGAGAUGACCGGCUGCUGCAGGCACUGUUCGACAUGCUGGGAGAUGACAGCCAGUGAGGUGGGAAGGAGAGGGCGGGGGGUGGGGGAGGAACUGAGGCAGACAGGGAGGAAGGGAUUGAGGUAGAAUAGAGGGGUGGGUGAUGAGGAUCCUGGAAGGCACUGUCCAGUCAGGCACAAAUCUAUUUGAUGAAGUUCAGUUCAAAUUCAAUCAUAUAAGAUUACAUAUCAUAAGCAUAAAUGGUACUAUGGAGUAAAAUUAUGGCAUAUCUUAUGACUGCUCUAUACUCCACUGGCUGCUUAUUGUUUAAGUGUUAUUAAUUAAAUUGUUAUGAUAUUAUAACUAAAUUGUGAUCCAUGCAUAAAAUACUAUUAUUAGCUGGUUCAUCCAUCAGCUGAGUUAGUGCCAGGCAUGACCAAAGGCAAUGGGCUGUACCGUAGGCUGUGGCCCUGUGUGCUGUAAAUUGACCAACUCUGAGCUGAAUGUGAUAGAGGCAAAACUGGGCAGAGACGAAGUGUGGAGAAAGAGAAAGUGAGUAGGAGUGAGGGAAAGUAAAAGAAAAUUUUAGUUUUGUAAUUCUGUUCCAAAAUAUGCUGCAUAACAAGAAAUAGCAGCUUUCCAGCCUCUUUUUCUUUCUGUUUCCUUUUCUUCCGUUUUUCACUUUCUGCUUGAGCAUGCCAUUUUAAAAUAUAGUUCUGUACUUGUAGCUAUAUAAUCUACAUAUUAUACAAAGACAAUGAUUGUAAUAUUAUUUGAAAGAUACAUGACCUGAAAUCCUCUCACAAACUCAAUACUAUUAUUGUUUCUCUGUUGGGACAUGUCAAUGUCUAUAUUUAUUUUGGUGCAAGGGUGGACAUGCUUACUUUGAUCUUACUAACUUUCAUACUUGAGAGUCAAAUUAAAACUUGUUUUACACAAGUUAAGAUUUGGGCACAUGACAAUAGUAUAAUGUUUAGCAGGGCCAGCGUUACAAGUGUAACAUUAAAUAGGCCUCUAUAUACCACUUCCUUUUCAAAGUUGAAACUCGCAGUUGUUGACAAAUGGUAUAUUAUUCUCAGGGUGUCAACAAAGUAUUGGAGAGUUUGAGAACUAGCUGCAGCCCUUCAUUGUGUUCUCCUGAAAGUAUUAGUGGUACAAAUACAGACUUGUUCUUUAAAGUACAAAGUAACACAUGCUAUUUGAGAAAAAUGAUGAAUAGUCUUUUGGCUUUUUAUUAAAAUAAAUAAAUUAAAGGAAAAAUGUAAUCAUUCAAAAACAAAAGAGAAACACAAUCCUGCAACCAGACUUCACAAUCAAUCCUGGACAUGUGCAAUUUGAUUAUUUUUUCUAUGUGAAAGUAUAAUGCUGCAUCAAAUAUAUAAAUAUUUUUGAAUUUUCUAUAAAUUAUUCAUAUUAUAUCAAAUAUAUACAUAUCCCGUGAUUAAUUUAUUGAACCUUAUUUAAUGUGAUAUUUAAGACAAUACAAUUAUGUGCUGUGAUUAUUACAACUUUAAGAAAUUAUACAUACAAAGAAACACUGCCACAAAACAAAUCCAAAAGAUUUUCUGUGUUUAGGCGGGUGUGAAACAGGCCUAACAUGAUGUUGCUGUUGUAGCUAUUUAUUAUUAACUAUCCGUCAAUAACACCACUACAUAGUUAUGUUUAAUUUAAUGAAAACUUGAGUGUAGAUGAUUGGUUUCUAUUACAAAGUCGCCAGUUUGAAGGUCUCCCAGUAUCACUUUGGUGUGGGGCUAUAAAACUAACAUUCCUUAAACCACCUUGGCAUUAAAAUUUGCUCUACUUAUGGUCUAACUCCACAAACUCUGGUAACUGAAGCCUUUAUAAAUGCUAAUGUAAUGCUUAUGACAAUGUUACAGUAGGAACUGUAAUAGGUGUACUAAGAGAUGCACUAUGUAGAGUCCCUCCCCUAAAUUGAUAAUCCAUCUGUUUUAUCCAAUGUUGGUUGGACUGGACUUCCUGCCCGGUGAUAUUAACCCCACCUCUCUGCCUCAAUAAGGUGAAGACUGAGAUGAAAGAGGAAAAUAGGUUUACAUUCAUUCUGUAAUUUAUCCAUCUUUAAAUGUAGAUUGUGUUGUUUAUUUGUUUGGUUCUGUUGUUUGGGUUUGAUUGAUGCUUCUGUCCAAAGUUAUUUACUAGAGCUGAACUAUGUUGCCAUUUCUAUGUGGAUGUAAAACAUGAGAUUUACCUUAAUAAACUGCAAAGUGAC
Molecule: messenger RNA, 4850 nt
Organism: Osmerus eperlanus (European smelt)
Lineage: Eukaryota; Metazoa; Chordata; Actinopteri; Osmeriformes; Osmeridae
Gene: pcsk1
Product: proprotein convertase subtilisin/kexin type 1
Exons: 14
Coding region: 406-2703 (765 amino acids)
Biological process (GO): peptide hormone processing
Cellular component (GO): membrane; neuron projection
Molecular function (GO): serine-type endopeptidase activity
Source: RefSeq, a predicted model, not a curated record